AUGGCCCGUACCAAGCAGACCGCGCGCAAGUCCACCGGUGGCAAGGCGCCCCGUAAGCAGCUCGCUUCCAAGCAGGCCACCAAGGCCGCACGCAAGACCGCUACCACUCCCGCUACCGGUGGUGUGAAGAAGCCUCACCGUUUCCGCCCGGGUACGGUUGCUCUCCGUGAGAUCCGUAGGUACCAGAAGAGCACGGAGCUGCUCAUCCGCAAGCUGCCGUUCCAGCGUCUGGUCCGUGAAAUUGCGCAGGACUUCAAGACCGACCUGCGCUUCCAGUCGUCCGCGGUCAUGGCUCUUCAGGAGGCUGCCGAGGCGUACCUCGUCUCGCUGUUCGAGGACACCAACCUGGCCGCCAUCCACGCCAAGCGUGUCACUAUCCAACCCAAGGACCUUGCCCUUGCCCGCCGCCUCCGUGGCGAGCGCACGUAG
Molecule: messenger RNA, 429 nt
Organism: Peniophora sp. CBMAI 1063
Lineage: Eukaryota; Fungi; Basidiomycota; Agaricomycetes; Russulales; Peniophoraceae
Source: the annotation of a GenBank genome assembly